CGUCGGGGGCGGGUCUCUUGUCUCUCCGCACGGCCCGUUCUCCCUGGCCUGUUUUCCCGGCGCCUUUGGGCUGACGUGUCCGCAGUUCCUCAGCAUCUUGGCGAGUCCGGCAGUGAUGGCGGACGCCUGGGAAGAGAUCAGGCGGUUGGCGGCUGACUUCCAGCGGGCGCAGUUCGCCGAGGCCACACAGAGGCUGUCAGAGCGGAACUGUAUUGAGAUUGUGAAUAAACUGAUUGCUCAGAAACAGCUAGAAGUAGUUCACACACUUGAUGGAAAAGAAUAUAUUACUCCAGCCCAAAUUAGUAAAGAAAUGAAAGAUGAGCUACAUGUCCGGGGUGGUCGAGUAAACAUUGUUGAUCUACAACAGGUAAUUAAUGUUGACCUGACUCAUAUUGAAAAUAGAAUUGGUGACAUUAUUAAAUCAGAAAAGCAUGUUCAGCUAGUGUUGGGACAACUGAUAGAUGAGAACUAUUUGGAUCGGUUAGCAGAAGAAGUAAAUGACAAAUUGCAAGAAAGUGGUCAGGUAACCAUUUCCGAAUUGUGUAAAACCUAUGAUCUUCCUGGAAACUUUCUGACACAGGCACUAACUCAGCGACUUGGUAGAAUUAUCAAUGGACAUCUCGAUCUUGAUAACAGAGGAGUAAUUUUUACUGAAGCUUUUGUAGCUCGACAUAAAGCACGUAUCCGUGGACUAUUCAGUGCAAUUACACGGCCUACAGCAGUGAAUUCUUUGGUUUCAAAAUAUGGGUUUCAGGAGCAGCUUCUUUACUCCGUGCUUGAAGAACUUGUUAAUAGUGGACGCUUACGAGGCACUGUUGUUGGUGGGAGACAGGAUAAAGCUGUGUUUGUCCCUGACAUCUACUCCAGGACACAGAGUACUUGGGUUGAUUCCUUUUUCAGACAAAAUGGCUAUCUAGAAUUCGAUGCUUUGUCCAGACUUGGAAUCCCAGAUGCUGUAAGCUACAUAAAGAAGAGAUAUAAGACUACACAGCUCUUGUUUUUGAAAGCUGCUUGUGUUGGUCAAGGACUCGUGGAUCAGGUGGAAGCAUCAGUAGAGGAAGCUAUCAGCUCUGGAACAUGGGUUGAUAUUGCACCUCUGCUACCUAGUUCUUUAACAGUUGAAGAUGCGGCCAUGUUGCUGCAGCAGGUGAUGAGAGCAUUCAGCAAACAAUCAUCAGCUGUAGUCUUCAGUGACACUGUUGUAGUCAGUGAGAAAUUUAUAAAUGACUGUUCAGAAAUGUUCAGUGAACUGAUGCACCAGAAAGCUGAAAAGGAAAUGAAAAAUAAUCCUGUACAUUUAAUCACUGAAGAAGAUCUAAAACAAGUCUCCAUUUCAGAAGGCAUUAAUACAAAUAAAAAGGAUAAAAAAGAGGAGCGAAGAAGGAAGGCAACAGAGGGCAGCGGAAGUGUGAGAGGAGGAGGUGGGGGCAAUGCCAGAGAGUACAAAAUUAAAAAAACUAAGAAGAAAGGAAAAAAAGAUGAUGAUAGUGAUGAUGAAUCUCAGGCAUCUUACACUGGUAAGAAGAAGCCAGAGAUCAUUUUUAUGUUCCAGGAUGAGAUUGAGGAUUUUUUAAGAAAACGUGUACAAGAUGCCCCCGAGGAGUUUAUUUCUGAACUUGCAGAAUACUUAAUAAAACCUCUCAAUAAGAUGUAUCUGGAGGUGGUACGUUCAGUAUUCAUGUCUUCAACUUCUGCUUCUGGAACUGGCCGAAAACGCACAAUCAAGGACUUGCAAGAAGAGGUUUCAAACUUGUACAAUAAUAUUAGAUUAUUUGAAAAAGGAAUGAAGUUUUUUACAGAUGACACCCAGGCUGCUCUUACUAGGCACUUGCUGAAGACAUUAUGCACGGAUGUCACUAACCUCAUCUUCAACUUCUUAGCUUCAGAUUUAAUGAUGGCAGUAGAUGAUCCUGCAGCCAUUACAAAUGAAGUAAGAAAAAAAAUUAUAAGUAAAUUGUCAGAAGAAACUAAGGUAGUUCUUACAAAACUCCAUAACUCUCUGAAUGAAAAGAGUAUAGAAGACUUUCUCUCUUGUCUGGAUUCUGCAGCAGAAGCUUGUGAUAUUAUGGUGAAAAGGGGAGACAAAAAAAGGGAAAGACAGAUAUUAUUUCAGCAUCGGCAAGCGCUGACUGAACAGCUAAAGGUCACAGAGGACCCUGCUCUUAUUCUGCACCUCACAUCGGUCCUGUUGUUUCAGUUCUCAACCCACAACAUGCUUCAUGCUCCUGGAAGAUGUGUCCCACAGAUCAUUGCUUUUCUUAACAGUAAAAUUCCAGAGGAUCAGCAUACUCUUUUGGUAAAGUAUCAAGGUUUGGUUGUAAAGCAGUUAGUCAGUCAAAAUAAGAAGACUGGUCAGGGAGAUGAUCCCUCGAGUGAUGAAGUAGACAAAGAACAAGAUGUCACCAGUGCUACCCGUAAAGAGCUUCAAGAACUUUCUUCAUCCAUCAAAGACCUUGUUUUCAAAUCCAGGAAAUCAUCUGUAACAGAAGAGUAAUGUUAUAUGGAUUUACUUUUGUUGCAUUAUAAGCAUUUUCCCCUGAAGUUAAAAGUGAGUGAUCACAAAAAAUAGUCAUUGCACAAGUCCCCACUCUCCCAGCAACCCCCCAUACAUACAAUUGAGCUAAACAUCCAUGUUGUACUGAAUGUAAAUCUUAUAAAGACGUUAGCUUUUGUAAAGUGAGUUUUCCAUGGAAGUUUCCCUUUUUAGUUUCUGAUAGGACAUUUGCACUCACCAAAUGGACCGAGGGAGGGAAAGUGAGAAAGCACCCCUCAGGGGGAAUGGCCACACCACAAUCCCUUCUUUUCCAAUCUUCUUUUGGGAUUUUGGACACACAGGCACAUGUUCCCAGAGCACGCCCCUCAAAUUCGCCAGAGUAAGGACUUGAACCACACACCCAGCCAUGUGGGAUUCCAGUUACCCUAACUACCACACCACACCACUGACUAUCCCAGAAGAUUUUUUUUUUUUUUACAUAAUUCUAAAAUUUAACAUUUCUGAUUUAGUUUGUUUCUCUUCAGAUACUGAUUGAAAAUAAAUGUUCUGAUAUCUCUAGGAAAGGAUUCUUUUGUUAUGCUUUUAG
Tupaia belangeri chinensis (Chinese tree shrew) is the source of this 3080-nucleotide messenger RNA. It is a transcript of the gene UFL1, whose product is annotated as UFM1 specific ligase 1. The record is from RefSeq and is a predicted model, not a curated record. Bases 116 to 2494 code for a protein of 792 amino acids. Gene Ontology annotation, cellular component: endoplasmic reticulum membrane. Gene Ontology annotation, biological process: response to endoplasmic reticulum stress; regulation of proteasomal ubiquitin-dependent protein catabolic process; protein K69-linked ufmylation. Gene Ontology annotation, molecular function: UFM1 ligase activity. Lineage: Eukaryota; Metazoa; Chordata; Mammalia; Scandentia; Tupaiidae. The transcript has 19 exons.